AUGGCUACAAGGAUUUUAGAAACAACUCAAGACAACAAAGAUCAACAAGAAGAUUUGAAUAAAUUAAAAAACAUGUUAUUAAAAUCAAAUUACCCGUUAAAAGAAAUUGAAAAAUUAAUACAACAAACAUGUCAAGAAUUUAAAUCAAACAAAAAUAAAUCCAAUGAUAAAAACGAUGAUACAACCGGUCAGAUUAAAGAUAAAAAUAAUAAUGAAUUUAUUUGUAGUUUAACAUUACCAUAUGCUCCUGGUAUGGAAGUACUUAAAAGAAGACUUGAAAAGAAAUUAAAAAUCAAACUGUUCUUUUCCUAUCCAUACAAACUACAAUUACAAUUUAAUCAAUCAUUAAAAGUUCCAUCAAAAUCUGUUCUAUAUCAAAUCCCGUGCUCAUGUAAACAAACCUAUGUUGGACAAACAAAAGUAGGUAUAGAUAAUCGUAUGAAACAACAUUCAAAAACCAUAAAUGAUAAUGAAAAUAAUAGUAAUUCAGAAAUGGUUAAACAUUUUCAAGAAAAGAAAUUUCAUUGUCUAUUUGAUACAAAUGAUGCAUUUAUAAUUGAAGAAGAAAAAGAUUACUGGAAAAGACGCACAAAAGAAGCAAUAUAUUCAAUAAUAAGUGAGUCAGUAAAUACACAUGAUGAAAUUAAUGAAGCAUGGACACCAAUAUUACAUAAAGCAAAACAUCAAAUUCAACGAAAGAUCGAAUCAGCUCGAGAAAAUUACAACAAAUACAAAAGAACAAAAACUUAA
Molecule: messenger RNA, 750 nt
Organism: Rotaria sordida
Lineage: Eukaryota; Metazoa; Rotifera; Eurotatoria; Philodinida; Philodinidae
Source: the annotation of a GenBank genome assembly